AUGGAGCGCGUGAUCGUGAGCAUGCAGGAUCCCGACAUGGGCAUCAAGAUGAGAAACCAGCGCCUGCUGAUAACGGUGAUCCCACACGCCAUGACCGGUAACGACAUCGUGGAGUGGCUCAUCCAGAAGUUCGCCAUCUCUGAGGAGGAGUCCCUGCAUCUUGGCAACCUCCUUGUGAAGCAUGGCUACAUCUACCCCCUGAAGGACCCCCGCAGCCUGGUGCUCCGGGCCGACGACUCCCCCUACAGGUUCCAGACUCCUUAUUUCUGGACAAGCUCCAAGUGGCCAGCCACAGAGCUGGAUUAUGCAAUCUACCUGGCAAAGAAGAACAUCCGCAAGCAGGGUGACCUGAUAGACCACGAGAAGGAUAACUAUAACCUGCUGCACAAGAGGAUCAACCACACCUGGGAUUUUGUGGUGAUGCAGGCGCGGGAGCAGCUCCGGGCAGCCAAGCAGCGACGGAAGGGGGAUCGUAUCGUCAUAGACUGCCAGGAGCAGGCCUACUGGCUGGUCAACAGGCCCCCGCCGGGAGCCCUGAAUGUGAUGGAGCAUGGGCCAGAGCGGAGGAAUUGCCACAUCAGCCGGGUGCAGCUGCCCAAGAACACGGAUUACUACAAGCGAGAGGGGGACACUGGCAGGGCUUGUGGGACAGACCAGCAGCACUGCCUGCUCCCCAGCACUGCUUGGCACAGCUCCCAGGUCCCCCACCCCGCGCUGAACCUGCCUGCUGGGUGGAGAGCAGGCAGAGAGCCCAGCCGUGCUCACCAUUGCUCCUCCCUCGGCAGGUACAUCAAAUUCAACGAGCAGUACAUGCCCCACGAUCCCAUCAUGUCUGGCUGCCUGCCCAGUAACCCCUGGAUCACGGACGACACCACGUACUGGGCCAUGAAUGCCCCCACGGUGAUGACACCGACCAAGCUGCGCGUGGAGCGCUGGGGCUUCAGUUUCAGCGAGCUGCUGGGUGACACGCUGGGCCGCAGGCAGCUGUUGGAGUUCCUCAAGAAGGAGUUCAGUGCUGAAAACUUGAGCUUCUGGGAGGCAUGUGAGGAGCUGCGCUACGGGGAGCAGGCCCGCAUCGCUGACAUCGUGGACUCCAUCUAUCAGCAGUUCCUGGCCCCCGGCGCCACCCGCUGGGUGAACAUCGACAGCAAGACCAUGGAGAGGACCCUGGAGGGCAUCAAGACGCCGCAUCGCUAUGUGAUGGAUGAUGCCCAGAUGCACAUCUACAUGCUGAUGAAGAAGGACUCAUACCCGCGCUUCCUCAAGUCGGAGCUGUACCGCAGCCUGUUGGCAGAGGCUGUCGUGCCCCCGGAGACCAAGAAACGGGUUUUCCCAUUCAUGAGGAAGCAGCGUCACUCCAGCCCAAGCCCAGCACUGCUGCUGUCCACGGGGGAGCCCGAGACGAAAGCUGAGGAUCAGAGCAAGGCAGUCGCUGUCCCUGUGGAGAGCUAGGAUCCCCUCACCUGCCCUCUACCCCCACUCUCCCCAGGCUGAGCGUUCUGCGCUGACAGGGGCCAGGGGCUGGAUGAGGUGGAGGAGCAACUGCUGGGCCCCAUGGGGCACCUGCUUCUCUCCCAGUCUGGCCCACCAUUGUGACAUCAGGCCCUCCAGACAGGGUGUUCUGGAGACAACGACACAUCUCUGCCC
Chelonoidis abingdonii (Abingdon island giant tortoise) is the source of this 1647-nucleotide messenger RNA. The record is from RefSeq and is a predicted model, not a curated record. Lineage: Eukaryota; Metazoa; Chordata; Testudines; Testudinidae.